AUGGCACCGCUACCAAGGGAAAGAGUACAAUGUUCACGUCCCUUCACGUACACGGGCGUGGAUUUUGCAGGACCGUUAAUCAUCCGAAGCGGAAUCAGGGGUCGAUCAGGAACAAAGGCGUGGGUAUCAAUAUUCGUGUGUUUUUCUACAAGAGCGGUUCAUAUAGAAGUAGUCGAGGACUUAACGAGCAAGGCUUUUAUAGCGGCCUUAAGACGAUUUGUUGCUAGACGAGGCAAACCCGCAGAACUGUGGAGCGAUAACGGAACAAACUUCGUUAGAGCGAACAAGGAGUUGACCAAAUAUACUCAACAUCUUGGCAGCCAGCUAGCAAAUGAAGGGAUCACCUGGCGUUUCAAUCCCCCAUCAGCCCCUCAUUUUGGAGGGCUGUGGGAAGCAGCAGUUAAGAGCGCCAAACACCACUUGGCUAGGACUACUGGAAAGGCAAAGCUAACUCUAAGUGAGCUCAGUACACUGCUAUGUCAAAUUGAAGCCUGCCUCAAUUCCCGACCAUUGAUACCUAUGAGCAGCGAUCCUAACGACUUCACCUCACUUACCCCAGCGCACUUCUUACUCGGUGCACCUGUAACGUCGUUCCCAGAACCUGAUUUAAAUGGCGAAGAACCACAUGCAAUGCGACGUUGGAAAUUUGUACAACAUCUUCUUCAAACUUUCUGGAAGCGAUGGCACAUGGAGUACCUACCCCAACUACAGGUCCGUGGAAAGUGGACAUCAGGAAGCUCCAACCUAGCCAUAGACGAUUUAGUAAUUGUCAAGGAAGACAACCUACCGCCCUUUAAGUGGCACUUAGCACGCGUUAUAGAACUACAUCUAGGUUGUGACGGUAACGUAAGGGUUGUGUCCAUACGUAACUCUUCCGGUAAAACAAUGCGCCGUCCAGUCGCAAAACUUUGCAAGCUCCCAAUCGAUUCAGAGGAGUCUGUUGAAAAAUAG
Macrosiphum euphorbiae (potato aphid) is the source of this 951-nucleotide messenger RNA. The record is from the annotation of a GenBank genome assembly. NCBI's taxonomy places the organism in Eukaryota, Metazoa, Arthropoda, Insecta, Hemiptera, Aphididae.